AUCGUAUAUAUUAUCAGGAAGAAAAUUUUUUCAAAAUUGGCACUCGUGAAAGUAAUGGCUUGAUGAUUUGAAGUUAAUCUAUCCGCCACAGCCCCACAACCACCCAUUUAAAAAAAGGUCAAACCAGAGAGAUCAGCAACAAUAUGUCAACUGCAAUCCUCAGGCAUGCUUCUGAGAAGUAUAAAUAAGGUUGCCAGGGACAAGUUUUCAUGACAAGAAAACAAAUCAAAACACAUGUAUGUGGUGAAACCAAAGCUAUAACAAAAUGAAGUCAAUAAUGUUGCCAACGUUGCUAUUGUAUUGCAUAAUUUUUCAUGUAAUUGGUGUCUUCGGAGAUGUUGGGACGGCCAGUUCGUAUGAUCCUCCAUAUUUGCCAACAAAAUGCGGUGGCUACGACGAAGAUCAAUUCCCUCCGGGAGGGCUAUUUGCUGCGGUGAGUGAUGGGUUAUGGGAUAAUGGAGCAUCGUGUGGUCGGAAGUACAGGAUAAGGUGCAUCAGUGGCCCAAAGAGGCCAUGCAAGGUUAGAUCCAUAGUUGUGCAGGUUGUUGAUCUUUGCUCGCAGGAUCCUUGCCCGACCACAUUGCAGUUGUCAAACGAUGCCUUCAAUGCCAUCUCAAAGAUUGAUGCCAAAGUUAAUGUUGAAUAUGCACAGUAA
This is a messenger RNA of Durio zibethinus, 655 nucleotides long. Its product is annotated as EG45-like domain containing protein. The record is from RefSeq and is a predicted model, not a curated record. Lineage: Eukaryota; Viridiplantae; Streptophyta; Magnoliopsida; Malvales; Malvaceae.